Penicillium manginii is the source of this 186-nucleotide messenger RNA. RefSeq lists its product as uncharacterized. NCBI's taxonomy places the organism in Eukaryota, Fungi, Ascomycota, Eurotiomycetes, Eurotiales, Aspergillaceae. The transcript has a single exon. The coding region runs from base 1 to 186 and encodes 61 amino acids. The record is from RefSeq and is a predicted model, not a curated record.
AUGUCCAUUAUUUCCCCCUCUCUCGCCGCUCACACGCACGCACGCCCCGACACAGCCGACAGGCCGACAGGCCGACGACAACCGUCCGCGACAGUGGGGCCCGCUGCGUCAGUCUUCACUCUCUCGGCCGGUAUUAGCCAAUUCGAGGACCACGAUAAUCAGCUGAGUUCUGUCUGUCUGGUCUAA